Messenger RNA from Akanthomyces muscarius, 3078 nucleotides. RefSeq lists its product as uncharacterized. The coding region runs from base 1 to 3078 and encodes 1025 amino acids. The record is from RefSeq and is a predicted model, not a curated record. Lineage: Eukaryota; Fungi; Ascomycota; Sordariomycetes; Hypocreales; Cordycipitaceae. The transcript has 6 exons.
AUGCCCGGGAUCUUCUCCCGCAUCAACAAGGCACGAGAUGCCCGCCAAAAGAAGAAGAACGGCAUCAACGACCUAACCGACUCCCUCCCCGCCAAGCCCAGGUGGGAUGACGCCUACACUCGCUCCUCAGUCGAGCCCGACGAGAUUGCCGAGUUGAUUCGAUGCUGUACACACGAAAUCAAGUCGCGAGGUCUCGACCAUCCCUUUUUGCUCCUACCUUUCCGACCGACCUCCAACCCCAGCGGUGUCCGAACAUUCAUUCGAAACUUCUUUGGCAAGGAUGGCCUCGAUCCGCCUCUGCAGGGCGAGAGGCUCCAACAAGAAGUGCGAAUCGCAGAGCCCAUGGUCCUCGCCUCGGUCCUGAAAUGGUGCUGGAGCCGCCUUCAGGGUGGUGUAGUGUCCUGGGACGCAUAUGAGCUAUUCAAGAUUGGCGAACUCGACUCGAAGCUCGCCAGAGAUUCCUUCAAAACCUUUAUUCCCAUUAGUGUUGAGAGUGACGCUAGGCAGCACAUUAUUUUUGGCUUCUUUGAGCUCGUUGCUGCAAUUGCCGCCCAUGGCAAGACAAACGGACUCAGUGGCGUCAAGCUCUCCCGCAUGGCUGCUUGGUGGGCCUUUGAGCAAAGGGACACAGGCGAUGGGUUUGACGGAGGCUACAAAGCCUGGAAAAAGGCCGCCGAUGCCACCACGCACCUUUUCUUCGCCUAUCUGCGAUCGCUCUCCCCUGAGCAGGAGCUGACUGGCAUCACAAUGCUUCCCCGGUCCCUCCAGAAGCUUCUCAACGAGACCGAAUAUCCUCCCAAAGCUGCCGAUAUGCUAGUUUCUCGCACCAACAAGCUCGUUAUGAUUGUCGACUCCGUUUCGCCCACCCCUUUCGCGCUCCUUCGACGUGCUAGCAAGUUCGAGUACCGCGAUUCCGAUGUUGCUCUCCGCAAGCUUUCCGACUUCGAAGACGCCACCGAAGCCCUCAGCGAAGAAUGUCGCAGAGUGCUCAAGGCCAUUUCGGCGGCCAACCAAUCACAGGCUUCCAGCGCAAAGCACUCCACCAGCCUCCGCGACGCCUCUUGGUCGCGAUUUGAGGAUAUCGGCUUCGCAAGUGCCCUGACUGAGGAAGAUGACUACGAGGAGAGUGCCGUUCCGGUCAAGCGUCAGCCGCAGACGUUUGGUCCCAGCAAGAGCAUGCUGAACGUCCACUCCUCUGCUACCCACGAUGCCCGCCCUACGACCCCCUCUUGGGCCGAUUUCCUAUCAACUGGCUUUGUCGACGAAUCUGGCAAGACCAACACGCUUGUUCCCCCCGACCAAGUUCUUCCUCCCAUCGAUGUCCAGCGACAGCACAGCUCGCAGUCGCACCAGCCUCGUCUGGAAUCCGACAGAGAUCUGGAGCCUGGUGAGCUGGCUAGCAUCACACCCUUUGAUCUGGACGAUGCUUUCUGGUGGGUCUGGAUGAGCAGUCUCGCUCCUGAGGAGACCAGCGAGAGAAAGGCCGCUUUCGGCCGAUGCGCUGUUCUCGAAACGACCGUCUACGAUGGAGCAUGGCUAGUCAUGGAAGAGAUAAUUGCUGGAGCAGCUCCCGACCCCCAGGAAGGUGCUUAUAUCGCUGAGAAGAAGGGAUUCUUCAGCUGGACCAAGCGCAGCCGCACUGUUUCGCGUCGCAAAUCUGUCAACAAGUAUUCUCUGAAGAGAGGUGAACAGGCGCCCGGUGGCGGUAGCACCACCAGCAUUGGUCACGAUACCCAAGCCAAGAUCGCCGCCAAGGCAGCUCAGCUUCGUGCCAUUCAGGAGUCCGAAAACCAGCCUGCCGCCGCCCGGCGUGGUCGCACUGAUGAAGAGGUUUUGGGUGACAAGACCCACAGCGUCUUCGAUCUUCAACCACCCAUCGCUGGCGAGGCCUCUUCUGCUAUGAAAUGGGUAAAGAAGUAUGACAAGGGAGCUGUCAAGGACGCUUACCUCUCCAACAGCAACGCUGGCCGAGGCGUCUCCAUCUCCCCUGCCCGAGCGGAACACUCUCAUGAGCCUGCUGCUACUAACGGCGGAGCGAAAGCACCUAACGGUACUGCCACUGCAACCAACGGCAACGCCAAGGCGACUGAGAGAAAGCCCGUCCCUGCGAUUCCCGUUGCGGAGUCAGUCACCCCUCCUGCGCCGAUUGAGAAGGCCGAGUCCCCCAAGUCUCAAGAGACGCCAGUUGAGCCUGAUGUCAGCAAUGCCGUUGCUCCUACUGUGGAGGAGACUAAGGAAGAGCAGAAUGAACUUGUUCCGGCUCCGCCGCCCAAGGACGAGGAGCCCGCAGUCGUUCCAGCUUCACCAGUGCCAGCACCCACGCCUGCUGCCAAGCCUGUUGAGUCUCUGCAAAAGUCUCCUGUCAAGGAGCCCAAGGAGAAGGGAGGCCUCCGCAAGCUGUUCCGCAAGAACCGUUCCUCCAAGAUUCCGGAGAACUCGGCUGCCCAGCUGAACAGCAUGCUGCAACAAGACGCCGCCGCCACUGCGCCCAACCCAGCUGCUGUAGCCGCUGCUACCGCCGCGACCAAGACUCAGGCCCCUGACCCCGUUAGCGAGGAGCCUGUCGAGCAGGCUGCCGAGACGGAGCCCAUGGCCGAGCCAACUCUGGAUUUCGACGACCUACAGGAGCCUGCCGGUGAGGGUGGAAAGGGUCCCACUCCCGAGGAAGUCGCCGAUAGCAAGGAAGAAUUCUCUCGCUUUGACCAAGGCCCUCUGACUGACCAGCCUGCUUUCGCCCCCGAGGAUGCGGGAGAGGACGACGCUACACCCCCACCUAUCGCACGCGGCACACACGCAGCUGGCGAGAAGGAUACCAACGGACUUACCCGCACCGCCAGUCCCGGUGUGCAGGAUAGAUGGGCACAGAUCCGCAAAAAUGCCGCGAACCGUGCUACUCAGCGCCAAACUGAUGACCGCGACCGCAGCCUGCCACCCAGCAAGAGCGCGACCGAGGGAGAGGACGAGACCAGCGGCGAGGAGACUAUCGAGUCGCGUGUUGCUCGCAUCAAGGCUCGUGUCGCCGAGCUGACUGGCAACAUGGAGGGUACCAACGCCCCUCCCGUGAAGAAUAACGCUUAG